AUGUCGUCUCCUCAGAAACUCAAGACGACCGCUACCGACCUUCUCCAUAUCAAGCACCCGGUGCUUCUUGCUGGUAUGAAUGUGGCGGCCGGUCCCAGAUUGGCUGCCGCUGUCACCAAUGCCGGAGGGUUGGGUGUUAUUGGAGGUGUCGGCUAUACUCCAGACAUGCUCAGAGAACAGAUCGCCGAACUCAAGAGUUAUCUGAAUGACAAGAGCGCCCCUUUCGGGGUGGAUCUCCUCCUUCCGCAGGUCGGAGGCAGCGCGAGGAAGACCAACUAUGAUUACACCAAGGGCAAACUCAACGAGUUGGUCGACAUCAUUAUCGACUCCGGCGCGAGACUCUUCGUGUCUGCUGUCGGUGUACCCCCGCGGGCUGUGGUUGAUAAACUGCACAAACAUGGCAUACUCUAUAUGAACAUGAUCGGCCAUGUCAAACAUGUGCGGAAGUGCCUCGACCUCGAUGUCGAUAUGAUAUGUGCCCAAGGUGGCGAAGGUGGUGGCCAUACCGGUGACAUUCCAACGAGUAUUCUUAUUCCUGCCGUGGCCAAAGUUUUGGCGGAUGCUCCACCCUCGAAACUUACCGGCAAGCCUGUCCAGCUCAUCGCGGCCGGGGGAAUGUUCAACGGACAAUCUCUCGCCGCCGCGCUCAUGCUGGGUGCCUCCGCAGUCUGGGUUGGCACUCGGUUUGUCCUUUCCGAGGAAGCCGGUGCACCUAAGGCACACCAAGAGGCGGUGCAGACUGCAGGUUUCGACGACAAUGUCCGCACCAUUAUUUUCACAGGGCGCCCACUCCGUGUUCGUAACAACGAAUACAUCCGUAACUGGGAAGAAAACCGACAAUCGGAGAUUAAGGCGCUGACAGACAAGGGUGUCAUCCCAGUGGAGCACGACUUCGAAGAGAAAGGCGAUGAUCUGACUGACGAAGACAUGGAGAACGCUCGCCCGUUCCUCAUGGGCAAAGCUGCUGCUGUUGUCAACGAAAGGAAAUCCGCUCGGGAGAUUGUCGACGAAUUCGUCAACCAGGCCGUCGAGUGCCUGCAAAAGGGGAAUGCCAUGGUGAUCUCGCAGAGCAAGCUAUAG
Molecule: messenger RNA, 1080 nt
Organism: Capronia coronata CBS 617.96
Lineage: Eukaryota; Fungi; Ascomycota; Eurotiomycetes; Chaetothyriales; Herpotrichiellaceae
Exons: 7
Coding region: 1-1080 (359 amino acids)
Molecular function (GO): nitronate monooxygenase activity
Source: RefSeq, a predicted model, not a curated record